Molecule: messenger RNA, 206 nt
Organism: Sphaeroforma arctica JP610
Lineage: Eukaryota; Ichthyosporea; Ichthyophonida
Exons: 1
Source: RefSeq, a predicted model, not a curated record
UGGGAAUUCAAGAGACAGUGCACAGUUGCAGACCCUCUACGCCACCCAGCACUUGGCGCUGCGCCUGUUCCCCGAACUUCGGGCUGAAGGCAGUGGUAUAGACUUGACCCGGGUGCCACCGUCCAGUCAGGUAGAUCCUUUGGCGCUAUCAUUCUUCCCGUUCUGGAAUCUCCUGGAUACCGAUAUAAGCGCAUGGACUGAUACCG